Molecule: messenger RNA, 1219 nt
Organism: Megalops cyprinoides (Indo-Pacific tarpon)
Lineage: Eukaryota; Metazoa; Chordata; Actinopteri; Elopiformes; Megalopidae
Product: PDZ domain-containing protein GIPC3-like
Exons: 6
Coding region: 1-1011 (336 amino acids)
Molecular function (GO): protein binding
Source: RefSeq, a predicted model, not a curated record
AUGCAGCAGGGGUCCAAGAAGAAGAGGAGAGAGCUGGGGCAGAUGCAGAACGGGGAGCCCACAAGCCCGCAGGGUACGGAGGGUGCAGGGGAGGCGGCGGCCCAAGGGGUGCAGCCCUCGGCACCCCCACUCCCCUCCUCUCCCCCGCCACCCGCCAGACCGCCACCCUGCCCCAGACCCAAGCUCGUGUUCCACACCCAGCUGGCCCACGGCAGCCCCACGGGCUGCAUCCAGGGCUUCACCAACGUCCGGGAGCUGUACGCCAAGAUCGCAGAGGUGUUCAACAUCUCAGCAUCUGAGAUCCUGUUCUGUACUCUGAACUCACACAAGGUGGACAUGCAGAAGCUGCUAGGUGGGCAGAUUGGUCUGGAAGACUUCAUAUUCGCCCACGUGAGGGGAGAAACUAAAGAGGUGGAGGUCACAAAGACUGAGGAUGCACUGGGCCUGACCAUCACAGACAAUGGAGCGGGAUACGCUUUCAUCAAGAGGAUAAAGGAGGGCAGCACCAUUUACAGGAUGGACACAGUGAACGUGGGCGACCACAUAGAGGCCAUCAACGACCAGAGUAUUGUGGGCUGCCGGCAUUACGAGGUGGCCAAGAUGCUAAAGGAGCUGCCUAGAGGAGAUGCCUUCACACUUCGGUUGGUGGAGCCCAAGAAGGCCUUUGACAUGAUUGGCCAGAGGAUGAGGGCGCCCAAGUCCGGCGAGGGGAAGGUGACAAGUGGGAGGGAGACGCUCCGGCUGAGGUCCAAGGGGACCGUCUCUGUACAAGAAGCGCCCAACGAGCUCGAGGAGAGUGCCACAAAGAAAGUGGAUGACCUGCUGGAGAGUUACAUGGGCAUCCGGGACCUGGAGCUGGCAUGCACCAUUGUGGAGGCAGGCAAAGGCAAGCAGAACCCGGACGAUUUCGCCAAGGCUCUGGACUCUGUGAUAGGGGACUUCGGUUUCCCGGAUGUGUUCUUGUUCGAAGUGUGGGGCGCCAUCGGGGGAGUGAAGAGCGAACAAGGAUAGAGGUGGCGCUAUGCCCCUGGCUGUUCCUUUGUGACCAGUGUUAAAACGAUUGAGAGGACAGGUCUCCUAAUGUCAAUUCCCAAUGUCCACUCCCAGUGUUAACUCACCGUCACAAAAAUGAUUGCAUGGAAUAAUUCUUUUAUAACACAGAAUGCAUACCCAGGUAGUGCACAAGUGACAAACAACACAGUUUAGGACAACAGAGGAU